GGCAGGCAACCUGCCUUUGUGGGCGGGAUCUGUUCCUCAAGAGGUUUGUGAGUCAAGGGCCAGCUGGCUUCUGUGUCCCCAGAUUUCCCCACGUCAGGCCGCACCCUCUGCAGCGGUUGGCUGGCCCCUCCCACCGCUGAGGUGAGAGAGCGGGCAGACGCCUGGGUUCCUUGCCUGACUCCGGGAGGCUGCUGUGUCGGGCCGCCCCCCCCCGGCCCUGCCUGCCCGCCGGCCAUGCCUAGAUGAUCCCGGCCUCCCGCCAUGCUGCCCCGGUACCUGCUGCUCCUGCUGGGGGUGCAGCUGGUGGUGAUGGCGCUGCUGUACCACGAGGGCUACCGCCGGCGGGUCGCCUACUUCCUGGGCAUCUUCUACAAAGGGGGGACCCCAGCUGGCCUGGGGGGGCCACACGGCGCUGCCCACAACGCCUCGCUGCCCGGGGAUGUCUAUGCCAACCUCAGCCUCAUCGCCCGCUCCCCGCUGCGCCCCGAGGAGCUGCCCUACUGCCCUGAGACCUCCCCAUUCCUAGCGGGCCCCAUCCGGGUGAGCUUCCCCCCAGGGCUGACUCUGGAGCAGAUCAUGCGCAAGAACCCCUACGUGACGCCUGGGGGCAGGUACCAGCCCCCCGACUGCGACCCCCUGCACCGCACGGCCGUCAUCAUCCCCCACCGCAACCGGGAGCAGCACCUGCGCUACCUGCUGUACUUCCUGCACCCCUUCCUGCAGCGCCAGCAGCUUAGCUACGGCAUCUACAUCAUCCACCAGGCAGGGAACUACACCUUUAACCGGGCCAAGCUGCUGAACGUGGGGUUCAAGGAGGCGAUGAAGGACGAGGACUGGGACUGCAUGUUCUUCCACGACGUCGACCUCAUCCCCGAGGACGACCGCAACCUGUACACCUGCGACCGCUUCCCCAAGCACGCCUCCGUCGCCAUGGACAAGUUUGGAUACAAGUUGCCCUACAAGACCUACUUUGGGGGGGUGUCGGCCUGCCGGUGGGGGGAGGGGAACGAGGGGGAGGUGGUUGCAUCUCAGAGCCAGGCAAAGGAUCACUUUGGAUCUAACAACUCAGCUGGAUACCAGCUCGGCCUUAGUUAA
Molecule: messenger RNA, 1095 nt
Organism: Pelodiscus sinensis (Chinese soft-shelled turtle)
Lineage: Eukaryota; Metazoa; Chordata; Testudines; Trionychidae
Source: RefSeq, a predicted model, not a curated record